AUAUAAACCCUAACAUAAAUUCAUGUGAGAUUUUUUUCAAACAACAUAUAAACCCUAACCAGGCCAGGGUUUAAACACCCACCCAAACAGAAACACAGGGUCUCCUUAAACCCUAGCAAUCCAAUCGCUAAAAAUCCAAUUAUAAUGGCUUUCUGGGGAAUCGAAGUGAAACCUGGAAAACCGUACACGCAUUCAUCCAAAAACGGUGGUAGCGGACGCCUACGAAUUUCUCAGGCAACAUUGGCUGUUGGAAAUGCAACACUGAAGAGUUUGGUGCAAUGCAACGUAGGGGAUAAACGCCCCGUUCUUUUAUGUGCACUUCUGCCUAAUAAGACGGAAUCAUUGCAAUUAGAUUUGGAAUUUGAUGAAGCUGAAGAUGUAAUGUUUUCUGUUAUCGGUCCACGUGGCGUGUACCUCACUGGUUACUAUGUUGGUCACAACCGACAUUCAAAUAUGCAAGAUGAUUCAGAAUCAUUUGGAGAGGAUAUUGCAAAUUCCGAUACACAUGAAUCAAAUCGUUGUAGUGAUGAGGAUGAAUACGAAGAUAGCUUUAUUAACGAUGAUGAACCUGAACCUCUUACACCUUCUCCUGUUUCAAGUAACAAAGAUGACGAUGAUGAUAACGAUGAUGAUGAGGGGGAUAUUACAAAGAACAGAAAUGGGAAUGGUCGUCUUAAAAGACUCAAAAAGAGGUAUCAGUCGAUAGAAUCCGACGAUGAAAUGAGUGUACCCGAGAGUAAUGAUGAAGAUGAUCAUCCAAUUUCAUCCAAAUGCAAGAACAAUAAGUCAAAAGCGUCGGGUGACCAAGUCAACAAAGAAACGCUUGCUGAGGUGGACAAGAAGACAAAAAGUAACGAUGAUAAGUUGAAGUCAGAUGCUGAAGUAACACCAGUAAGAAAAUCAAAAAGAAAUAAGAAAAAGCAAGAGUCCGUUAAAGAGGAAAAGGCUACUGAUGUGUUGGCUACUAAAGAUGAUCAAAAACCUAAUGAAAUGGGCGAGCUGUUGACUUCUGCUGACGUGGACUCUGAAAAGAAGUCGAAAAAGAAGAAAAGAAAAGGACGUAGUGAAGUAAAUGUUGACGGUACAGACAACAAUCUGCUUGCAGGAAAUAAACAAAAUGAUGAUCAACAUGAAGCUAAUGGAAACCAGUCAGACGAGAAAAAAGUUAAAAAGAAAAGGAGAAAAGCGAGUAAAACACAAGAGAUUGAUGGAAACACAAACGCUGAUGUUGAAAAAGAAAAUACUAAACAGUCUCCAACGGAACCCGAAUCAUGCAACAAAAAGACAUUAUCUAAUGGACUUGUAAUUGAAGACCUUGUGACAGGCAACUCUAAAGGAAAAGUGGCUGCUGCUGGAAGAAAGGUUAAGGUUCAGUAUGUUGUAAAAUUAAAAGAUAAUGGACACGUCGUAAGUUCAAAUGGCGAUACUCCCCAUAAGUUUCGGCUAGGUGACAAAGACGUUAUAGAGGGGUUGAACGUUGGUCUAGAAGGUAUGCGGGUCGGUGAUAAAAGAAGACUUACUAUCCCGCCAUCAAUGAGUUUGGGGUAUAAAGGAGAUGGUGAGAAUGUACCCCCAAAUUCAUGGCUGGUGUAUGAUGUAGAAAUGACUAGCAUCCAUUGAUACGCCAUUCUUGAAGUUGAAGAACCAAUGGUUAAGGCUGUGAUUCAUAUGGACUCGGAAAGUUUUGCUCUUUGUGUUGUUUUUGGGUCUAUCAUUGCAAUCCCUUUUUGUUGAGAAACAUCAUGCCCAAAAGUUGAGGUUGGUUUGAUGGGAAAUUUUGUUACGGUAUACGGUAUUGACAUAUAUGUAUCAUUGCAAUCUCUUUUUGUUGAGAAACAUCAUGCCUCCAACUUGAGGUUGGUUUGGUGGGAAAUUUUGUUACAGUAUACGUUAUUUCUCGA
Messenger RNA from Helianthus annuus (common sunflower), 1901 nucleotides. Its product is annotated as peptidyl-prolyl cis-trans isomerase FKBP43. The transcript has 10 exons. The record is from RefSeq and is a predicted model, not a curated record. Lineage: Eukaryota; Viridiplantae; Streptophyta; Magnoliopsida; Asterales; Asteraceae. The coding region runs from base 145 to 1620 and encodes 491 amino acids. Gene Ontology annotation, molecular function: peptidyl-prolyl cis-trans isomerase activity.